AUGAACUCAUUAAAAGAUAUCUAUCCACUCAUUGAGUAAGAAGAAGUACUUUACAGCAUGAGGAAGCAGAAACUCAUUCUGGAAGCUAACAAAUUGCUCAACUCAAAUGAAAGCGAUACUCUUGAUGAUUCAAUCAAAAGUAGCAUUUCCAAAGUAUCAAACUUAAGGUAGGAUGCCAUUGUUAUGGACAAUCAAGUGCAUCAAAUUCAAUAGAAUGCUCAUGUCACUAUCAAGAGUUUUGAGGCUUUGAAGUAAGAAUAUCAAGUAUGGCAAGAAAUCAAAAGAAAAACGUAGAGUUACUACUAAACACAUUGAAUUGUUUUCUAGAAUUGAGUCGAAUCAAGAAUCAAUUGCCAAUUGCCAUUGAGUAAUAAGACAUUGCCUCAUGCAUCAAAUUCGGUCAAGUCUACUAUGAGAUCCUCCCCAAUCUAUUGAAAGAAUUCUGCCAAUCUGAUUAUCAAUUUGUGGAAAAUCUAAUUAUGAACCAAUUGAUACCAUUCCAGAAAUAACAAUUUGAAUUAGCAGUCAAAAAUAAUGAACUCGAAAAAAUUAAUCUGUGUUCAGGCUUGGCCAGAGUGCUACAUUUAGAACAAUCCCUUGACAAAAUUAAGAACAUUUAUGGCGAAGAAUUACUCAAGGAUCUAAGACUGUUAGAAUAGAAUGAAUAAUAGCAUCUGCCUCUAUCCUUCUAAGAUAUUGCCAACAAUAAGUAUCACUAUCCAUUCCUGAAUUAUUUUGUUGGCAUUCUAGAAUUGAUCAAACCAGAAAAAUUCUCUAAGAAUGUUUAACAAUAUUAUGGAGUUGAAGGGGUCUUGGAAUUGAUUGAUUAUCUAGUUUCGAAGAUCUCACAUCCCUAUUUGGUUGGUGUCUUAAAACAAUUGAACUCCUUUUUUGAAAUUGAGAAAAUGGUUAAAAAUGCUAAAUCUGUCUAAAGUUACGAUAAUCAACUAUUGCAAUCUAUUUCCAAAAAGAUUAAUUUGGAUUAAAAACAAUUAGAGAAGGUUUCCUAUUAUUGUGAUGAGAUCUCAGCAAUCUCAAGUGAAUACAAUGGAUUUUUGUAACAUCUCAAACAGACAGCAGAAUUAGACAAGGAUAUUACAAAUUUGGCUAUCGGCGAAACUAUUACAGAGUAUUUGAGUAAGUAUUUGGAGUUCUCUUAAAUCGAAUUACAAUAACAAAUAGUGUUCUUUGUUUAGAAAUCAGAACCUCUUAAAGAUUUGUGGAAUUUCGAUAAGGCCAAGUUUACAAAGUUGCUGGAGUGUCAGAAUGUACUAUUAAGUAAUGGAUAUCAUGAAUGGCUAGAAGAGAUAUUCUAUUUGAUAAAAUAAUAGAUUCAAAGAGCGAUUUCCACUGAAAAUCAAAUCAUAGCAAGUGCUUUAAUCAAUUUCAUUGGAUUUCAAGUUAUCUCUGAUGAUUUACAUCAGAUCACUCUUCAACUAUUCCAUCGAUAUUUGAAGAAAGAAUACUUUUCUCCCCAAGCCAUAGGAAUUGCACAAGAUCAAACAGUCAAUAAUUCCUUCAUAAUAUUGUUGUUCAACAUUCUAAGUAAUAUCCCUAUGUAUUUGAAAACACUCAAGUCUCAGAUCUAUAGUGAAUUACCUAAAGGUCCAUAAUCAUAAAUGAUUGUGGGAGCAGUAGAAGAAAUGAUUGAAGUCAACACUAAAAAGUUUUAGAAACUAAUCGAGGAGAAACUGAAGGUCUUGGCAGAGAAUCUGAAGGGCACAGUAAAGGAAGUGUUUGAAGAGAUUAAAUAAUUGCAUUUUGAUUAGAAGGAUGUGGUCAUGUUGGAACAAGAGAGGGAGUACCAGAAAUACUUCUCCAAUUAAAUAAAGAAUGCCUUUAAGGGAUUGAAUCAAUGGAAGACAUAAUUUACAUAGGAAAAUUACGAAUAAAUGUCCUUGCAUCUCUGUUAUUCAAUAGCCAAAUAACUGGAGCUGAUCAUCAUGAAUAAGAAAUUCCAUCAAACAGGAGCUGUCAUUCUUGAGAAGGAAGUCAGAACAAGUAUCAACUAUCUAAUCAUGUAUUGUAUAUCCAAUAUUCAUUAGGAUGACCAAUCCAAAUAAUAAACAAGCCUUUGCUCGAUUAUAAUUGAUUUGCAGUACAUUACUGUUGGAAUCGUAUAAGGAGAUGGAAGAGUUUCUGAGCAGCAGUGCCAUUUCUGAAUUGUCAUCGAAUGAAAUAAAGAAGAUUAGACAAUUAAGAAUAGACUUGUAGUGA
Paramecium octaurelia is the source of this 2217-nucleotide messenger RNA. The record is from the annotation of a GenBank genome assembly. NCBI's taxonomy places the organism in Eukaryota, Ciliophora, Oligohymenophorea, Peniculida, Parameciidae.